Molecule: messenger RNA, 5712 nt
Organism: Neodiprion fabricii
Lineage: Eukaryota; Metazoa; Arthropoda; Insecta; Hymenoptera; Diprionidae
Exons: 3
Coding region: 1-5712 (1903 amino acids)
Molecular function (GO): catalytic activity; nucleic acid binding; zinc ion binding
Source: RefSeq, a predicted model, not a curated record
AUGCGUACAUGGGAUGCGGUUGGGGCUCCAGGGGCGAUUUCUCAGAGACUAACCAAGGAAGGAGUAGUUGCCGACCGACCGGGGCUGCGGGUGAAGUCAGUACCUUUACCGGACCUCUGUGGCGUACUACGGGUAAACGUUAGUCCACGGAACCUCGGUUCCCUGGCGAAGGUCCCAGGAAACCACAUGUCCAACGUGGGAGAACCGCUCCCUGCAGCUGACUGGAGCCAAUCUGGGAGUCAAACCUGGUGCCCUGGGCGCAUGCGUGGAGGAUUACCUGGUCAGUAUUUUCUCAUACCCGAUGUCCGGCAGAAGGUGAAACAAGGAGAGGUGCAAGAGCACCUGGAUAGCAAGGGCUCGCGGGGGCACGCGAGGGGCAGGGACGCGCGCGCGCGAGGACAGACACUUGUGCGGGGCAUUAGCUGGCCCCCUCUCGAAAACACGGAGCCGGGGGGUACGCCAGGGCAUUCACUUGCACCCAACGUUUUGGCGGAGACUGCGGGGGGAAUCAACACACCGCCACAGGUGGUGCCCGAGGAGACACCCACGCGGCACCAGCAGCAGCAGCAGGGGAAUAAACGAAAGGGGGACGAGCUAACGCCGCCCGAGAACGCUGCACUCUCGGACGGGGAGCUCUUCCUCCCGCGCAGACUCGAGGUAGAAGAGAAAGAGAAACCGCGGCAUCAAACUGUGACUACCGCGGGGGAGGGGAAGGGAACGGCCAGCCCCUCAGGCGAGGAGGAGGCAGCACAGACGCUUCUGGGAGCUCGCCAGAAGCGCCAGAAGAGGUGCACAGCUAUCAUCAAGGGAACUUACCUGGAAGACGACUCCGAAGCAGGGGAGUCUGGGUCAGAGUGGAGCGCGCAGGGCUCGAACCGGCGGCCAACAAAGAACCCUUCAGUGGGGAAAAGGAAGGUCAGAGCCGGGGCUAGGUCUCCAAAGAAAAUCCCGCAGGGGGCAGGCCCUGUGGAAUACAGGCUCAUGACAGCAUCGGACCUUGGGGCACAACUAAUGGAGUGGCUCGAGGAUAUAGACGCCGUAAGGAUGAGGUGCAAAUCCAUGCAGGGCAGGCUGAGUGGCGAAAUAAAGAGAAAGGUGGGUUUGGCGAAGGAGGCCCUACUUACACUCACCGUGAAAGCGGAGGCAGCGGGUGACCCCGCUCUCCUCCAGGCGCGCAACACGGACCUAGAGGCUCAGUUGCGUGAUACCCGUAGGGAAAGGGACGAGCUCCAACGGGAACUCGAGAAAAAUCGACAAGGCCGAGAGAGGGCUCAGACGGAAAUAGCGAACCGGGCGACAAGCUCAUACGCACAGGUUGCCAGCAGGGGCCCUGUGGCGAGAGCCGGCGAGCGACGGUCGGAAGCCGCCCAAACGACGAUGGUGCUUGACCUGGGAGCGGCCACUAGGAGGAGCGAGGUGGAGGCCAAUGAGGGGCCGACGACGGCGACAUCAGCGGGUGCUUCGGAGUUCGAACUUCGCUUAACGGGAUCCGAGCUUCGACUCAUUCCGGACAGUGACAGGGUCAGGGACGAGGAGAUGGCCAGACAGUCCGCGGCCCUGAAACAGGUACGAGAGGAGGUGGGUAGGAUAUCCCUCCUGCUCCUCGAUGCCUCGAGCAAGAGCGGAGCAGCUGACCAAGACCCUCUUGGUAAGGGUACGGCACAACCUCGCGGCACGCAGGCCACCACGGAGAAGGUGCAGAGGUCCUCGGGUGACCGGGGUGCGACCGACACUCCGAUGGAAGUCGAUGACGGCGCCGAUGCAGAGAACGGUAGGGGUGGCUGGAGUACGAAGAGGAAGAGAAAAGGAAAGCGCCUUGGGGUGGGAGUGCCGAGUGGGGCAGCAGUGGAAGCCACACAGACUGCCCCAACAGGGGCCCUGCGGCGUACCGGGGAGGACAGACCCACGGUGGCUCGCCGUAGAGCACCGAGGACAGCAGCCGUUGCUAUCAAAAGCAGAGAGGAGAACACCCCGUAUGCGGAAAUACUCAAGUUCGCACGCGAGAAAAUACAACUCGCGGAGCUUGGUAUAGAGGAGACGAGGAUGCGGCGGGCAGCUAACGGGGGGGUUCUCAUUGAGAUUCCUGGCCCCGAGAAUACGAGGAAGGCGGACGCUCUAGCGGCGCAGCUGACCAGAGUAAUCCUUGAUAAAUACGGCAACGCAGUCUCAGUGACAAGGCCGGUUAUCAAGGGCGAACUGAGAGUCCUGGGCUUGGAUGACUCAGUGUCCACCGAGGAACUGGCUCGCACCCUAGCCGAGCAGGGUGGCUGUAAGGUGGAGGAGGUCCGUGUAGGUGUCCCGAGGAGGACACCGAAUGGGCUAUACAGCGCGUGGGCACAGUGCCCCCUGAGGGCAGCUGUGGCUGUCGCGAAGAAGGGCAAGGUGAGGAUCGGUUGGACCACGGCCAGGGUAGAGCUGCUGGAGGCGCGCCCCAGGCAAUGCUACAAGUGCUGGGGCUUUGGCCAUAUAGGGAGUACGUGCAAGGCGUCGACAGAGCGCCGGGCCGCGUGCUACAGGUGCAGCGCUGAGGGCCACCAGGCGCGAGAUUGCACGGCCAACCCCAAAUGCGCGGUCUGCGAGGGGAGGGGGAUAGACAGCGCCCACAGGAUGGGUUCGGGACGUUGUACAUCCGUCGGCGAACGGGGUCGGAGGCCCGCGACUAAUUUAAGCGAGAAUGGUCAGCCGUACGCUACUCCGAGCGUGGCCACUUGGCUUAGCAGUGACGAUGGCCGGGCGGCCAUAUACUGGAGGGCAGAGGGUAACGUCCGCGGGGGCUCGCUCGUCAAAAGGGGAAGAGGGUACGUGGCCGCUAAGUUCGGGGAUAUAAUUGCCAUAUCGGUGUAUAUAUCCCCGAACAUUCUGAUAGCGGAGUUCACCGAGCAUCUGGACGACCUGGCUCGGGUGAUCCAGCUGGCGGGGAACAGUGGGAGGGGGGUACUGGUGGGGGGGGAUUUCAAUGCCCGCUCGCCGACCUGGGACCCGUCUGGGUCCAACCGAAGGGGAGAGCUGCUCGAGGAGUGGGCGGCAUCAUGCGGUGUACGUCUCCACAACACUGGGAGGACGGCGACAUGCAUUAGGGCACAGGGGUCAUCCGUCGUCGAUCUGACGUGGUCGUCAGUUAAUCUUGUACCCGUGAUCAAGGGGUGGCGGGUGUUGGAGGAGACGGAAACACUAUCCGACCACCGGUACAUCUCGUACGAGGUCGGUACCCCUAGACGCGCAGAGCACAGGGGUAAAAAGGGCCACAUGCGCUGGAACUGGUCGAAGUUCAGUCCGGAACAUCUGACAGAUGCUCUGUCCCUCACCCUUUCCUGGGGACCAACUGGAGGGGACUAUACGACGCCAGAGGGCCUUGCAGGAUGGAUCGAGCGUGCCAUGACGCAGGCCUGCGACGCAGCCGCACCGAGAGCUCGCACGGGGAAUCGCUCCAGGAAAGCGACAUACUGGUGGAGCGAGGAGCUGGCCGACAUACGCAGGUCCUGCAUAGCGGCGAGGAGGCGCCUCGCUAGGGGAAGGCGGACGGCUGAUGACCGUCAGGAAAAAGAGGCCGAGUAUCGGGCCGCCAAGAGGGUGCUCCGAGACGGCAUAAAAGAGGCCAAGGCCAAGGCGUGGAGAGACCUCAUCAGCUCCGUGGAAGCGGAUCCAUGGGGUCUCUCUUACAAAUUGGUGCUAGGCAAACUGCGAAGCUCCCAAAGAGGGUUGACGGAGACGCUGGAGGAGGAUACCCUCAGGAGCCUCCUUGAUGCCCUCUUCCCGAGGGGUGAUGGAUGCGCACCGAGGGCCCAGGGCGGCUGUCAGUGGGACGAACGGUGGGCGGUCACGGCGGACGAGGUUCGAGAUGCGCUUAAAAAGGCAUGCUCGCGCAAUGUCGCCCCGGGACCGGAUGGCGUUAAGGGAAGUGCGUGGGCGAGAGUUCCGGAGGGAAUGAUCGCACUACUGUCGAGGAAUUUCAGCCUCUGCCUGCGAGAAGGAGUCGUUCCGCUGCCAUGGAAGAAGGCUCGACUGGUGCUCAUCCCUAAGGGGGGAGCACCCACCGGACCUAUCCCCAAAGUAAGGCCGAUAUGCCUCCUGAACGAGGUGGGUAAAAUGUUCGAGAGGAUCCUGGUGGCUCGGCUGGGCAAAUGGAUGGAGGGGAAUCCUCGGGCGCGCUUGUCCGAGGACCAGUACGGGUUUCGGGAAGGGCGAUCCACGAACGAUGCUUUGCUAAGGGUGCGACGAUUCGUGGAAAACGCCACGGAGAAGGGGGGCUACGCGGUGGCUGUGUCUCUCGACAUCGCCAACGCAUUCAAUAGUUUGCCAUGGCCGUCCAUAAGGGACGCACUUAAAGACAAAGCGGCUCCGGAGUAUCUUCGACGGGUCCUGGAUUCCUACCUGUGGGACAGGCACGUGGAAUACACAAACGGAGAUGGAGAGCUGAGGAGUCUGGCAGUGACGGCCGGGGUCCCACAGGGCUCGGUUCUCGGCCCCCUGCUAUGGAACUUGACUUUCGACGAGGUUCUGCGGGGGGAGGGGAUUGCAGACUGUGUUACUGUCUGCUACGCGGAUGACACGCUGGUUUUGAGUUCCGCUGGGGAUCCAUCCACAGCGGUAGCACUGGCAAAUGCGAUGGUAGCCAGGGUAGUCCGGCGAAUUUCGGGCCUAGGCCUCACGGUAGCGGCGAGCAAGACCGAGGCUGUCCUAUUCUGGCGCGUGAAAAGGGGGGAAGCACCAAACACCCCAGACGUCAGAGUUGGCGCGGAGAGGGUGCUACUGUCGGGGUCCAUGAAGUACCUGGGGGUGCGACUGGAUCCCGGCCUGACGUUCAAAGCGCACUUCGCGUCCAUGGAGGCUAGGCUAGGGGGUGUCACGAGGACACUAGCGAGGCUGAUGCCAAACCUGAGGGGGCCAUCCGAAUCUAGGCGUAGGCUUUAUGCGCAAACUCUAUUCGCGGUAAUAAUGUACGGCGCUCCGGUGUGGGGGGAUGUGGCGAGGUCCUCAAAGUACAUCCAGCGAGUAAUUACGAGGUGCCAGAGAAGGAUAUGCGCAAGAGUAGUUGCGGCAUAUCGCACGGCCUCCUUCGUGGCCGUUUCGAUGCUGGCCAGGACCCCGCCACUAUAUCUAGUGGCUGAUGCGUACAAGCGCACAUUCCAUAGAGUGCGUGAACUGCGGUCGACCAGGACGUGGUCCCAGAGCAUGGUCAAAGUGAUUAGGGAGGAGGAACUGCGCGUAGCCCGCGAGCAAUGGAGGGUGGACCUCGGAAGUGCGGGGCUCCCCAGCGAGAGGUUGAGGUUAGCUAUCCUAGCGAACUGGACGGGAUGGUUCGACAGGGCACACGGGAGCAUGACUUUCCGUGUGACCCAAGUCUUGACAGGCCACGGGUACUUCGCGGAUUUUUUAUAUAGAAUAGGGAAGACGGAGAGGCCGACCUGCUGGUACUGCCGGCUGGAGGAAGACACGGCGAGCCACACGGUGGAGGCGUGUCCCGCGUGGAGAGACGAGAGGAAUGCCCUAAAGCGCGCCGUAGGGGAGGAUCUGACACCGCCGGGCCUGAUCAGGGCUAUGGUAGGGUCGAGAGAGGGAUGGGUGGCGGUGGCUAGCUUCGCGGAGCGGGUCAUGACGGCCAAGGAACAGCGGGAGCGGCUACGACAGCGAACGCGGCGCAGCGUGCACCGCGCGACCCGCUUGAGCGGGAGAAAUGGGGGUGGUUCGCGUGUAAGCGUGGGCAUGACGUAG